GGAAGAUGCCCCGCACCAGAGAGCAGCUCCGUCUCACACAGCCUCAUCUCCCGGCAGCCCUGCGGAGCCACAGCCAGCAUGGCAAACUCGGACAGAGUUGUGUUAGCCCUGGGAGGAGCGGGCACGGUGGGCUCCGGGGUGGUCAAGGCGCUGCUGGACAAAGGUUUCAAGGUAGCAGUGAUCUCCAGGGACAACAGCCGCCUGGAGAGACUCCGAUCAUUUGUGUCUGCCAACACAAAGGACAACCUCACCACCAUAGUUGGGAAUGUUGGUUCAGAGGAAGGAGCGGAGGAGGCUAAGCGGGCCUUGCUGAAGGCGGUGGGGAAGGUGACGGAUAUCGUCUCCUCUCUGGGCUUCAGCUGGUGGCAGGGAGGACCUCCACACACCCAGUCUCUCAAAGAGCUGCACUGGGUAAUUGAGACGUUACUAUUCAGCACAUUUGUGUCAUGGAAGGCCUUCUUCCCCCUGGUGAGGGACAACGCCGACUGCACCUAUACCUUCAUCACAGGAGGAGCAGGGGAGAAGCUGCUGAUGCCUGGGACAGGCUUCCUGACAGUGGGAGCUGCCAGCACCCUGGCCUUCUGCCAGGUGCUGCGAGAGGAGUACCCCGAGGUGGCCUGCAAGCUCAACCAGGUGAAGAUCGAUACAGGCGUGGCCCCUCCGGAGCGCUUGGCCCCCGGGUAUCUGAACCACCUGGAGCUGGGCGAAGCCGUCGCCACGUUGGUGGAGAGACGAAACACCUCCCACACCGUCUUCACCGUCAACUGCCCCACGGACUUAAAGACUGUCAUUCUGGACAGGAACCUUUAGACCUGGAGAGGCUUCCUCCGGCUCUACUUGUUGCCACGUGGAUGCUUGUGUCCUUCUACUGCUCUUCCUCCGGCUGAACUCCCCGCAAACAGAAGCACAGUGUGUUUGGUUCAGGCGUUUUCCUCAACCCCCGUCUAUGCACACCUUUACCUUACCACCCUGAUGCUUCAAGUAAUAUAUUCUCCCUGUCUGUUCCCGGAUUGUUAGCAACUGUUUUUCUGUGCAUGUGCUGUUGUGUUACGCCUGUAAGAAAGAUAAUCCCAGAAUUUGCAGUAGUCACCUUUUCAUUGUUGCCAGCUUCUCUACAGUGCUUCUUAUUAUCACAUAGCUCUCCAUAUCUCAAUAGAAGACACAAAUACCCCUGAUAUUGCAUUGGACGUAGGUCAAGAGUGGAUCUCUUGGGGCCAAACUGUCGGACAGGGGAGCUGAGGAUGGAUGGCACAGGGGAGGAGGAUUUUGUGAUUAGGUGUAGCCAAGGUAGCUUUAAUCCCCCUCCUCUCCUGCCUGUAUAGACAACACUGAAAAUAGACAGAGGAAUGAGAGGGAGAGAGAAUGAGAGAGACAGAGAGAGAGAGAGAUAAAUGUGUAUAGCCACUGGUUUCAGGUUCAUUUUAAAAGUUGGGCAAAGCUCUGGGUUCGGAGGGUUUGGUUUUAGUUGUUCUGACUGUAUGUCUGUUGUGUGCCUACAGUCCUGAGGAUACAGUUGAUCUCUUCACAUAAAGGCUGUUAGGACAGCUUUACUGGAGAGUGUACCGAAAACGAUACCUCUGCUUUUGGGGACUUUAAAUGUCGGAGAACUUGAGCUGGGGGUAAAAGCAACACUUUUGAUUUAAUAUCACCACCUGUAUCCAAAAAAAA
This is a messenger RNA of Myripristis murdjan (pinecone soldierfish), 1668 nucleotides long. RefSeq lists its product as uncharacterized. The record is from RefSeq and is a predicted model, not a curated record. The transcript is spliced from 6 exons. Bases 79 to 810 code for a protein of 243 amino acids. Gene Ontology annotation, molecular function: 2,4-dienoyl-CoA reductase (NADPH) activity. Gene Ontology annotation, biological process: fatty acid beta-oxidation. NCBI's taxonomy places the organism in Eukaryota, Metazoa, Chordata, Actinopteri, Holocentriformes, Holocentridae. Gene Ontology annotation, cellular component: mitochondrion.